ACACACACACACACACACACACACACACACACACACACACACACACACACACACACACACACACACACACACUCCCUCUCUCUAUCUGAGGCCCAAAAGAGGAGCUUCUAUAAAAGAUCUGGGUCAGAAACGGGACAGAGAAAGAGAGUGACAGGAUAAACAGAGUGUCUUUGGAAAACAUGGACGACUCUCUCCAUGUGAAUCCCUGAAUCCCAGCCCUAUUCCCAGCCUCCCAGCCCCCCCCCCCCCCCCCCCACACACACACAGAUAAAUCCAGAGCCACCGAGAGAGAGAAACCAUAUGUACUUUUGUUGUAAGGAAAAUAAGAAUUCUCACUUUUUAUUGGAUACCAUGAUGUGGGGUCACAAAUUCUGGUUCCUGCUUCUGAGCCACUUCCUGCUGUCUGACCUGGCUCAUUCCCAAGCUCUGCCCCCUCCUCGCUUCAAGAACAGAAUUGGGUCUGACAUUUUCUCCAUCAUUCCUCCAUCUUCAUCUCCAAUCUCACUAGAAGAAGCAAGGGCCAUCCGAGAUGAAGAACCUCACAGUGACCCCAUCCAGCAUCUGGUCUCUGGCCUUACAGAAUCUUUACACGGUCUUGUGCAUCUCCACGAAAAUUUGAGCUGUGCAGAGCUGGAGGCAGGGCCUUGGAAAGGGGCAGGGUUUUCACAUGAGCUGCUGGGCUUGAUCAUGGUACCUGUACUGGCGUCUGCAGGAUGUGAACCUGAAGCUGAGGAACUGGUAAAGAAUUUGAUCAUGAUGCUGGGAUGGGAAGAUACACAGGAACUUCUGGCGCACAUAGUUGGUCUGAUGAGUAGGUCAUCUCUACAUCGUUCAAAUUCUGUAUCCAUUCCAUCCAAACCAAGUGGUCAUUCAGGACACCACCUGCAAGCCGUGAUGUUUAACAUCCAGCAGCUUGCUGAGGAUGAAGAUGUUCCUAGCUUGGAGAAGCGAUGUCAGGGUUGGAUGAGGAUGAAGGACAUGGUGUUAUUAGGUCGGAAGCUUGAUCAUGUAAAGAUGCAUCUAAGUGAAGCAAAGCAUGUUUGCCAAAAUCUGGGAUUUGUUUGCGCAGGCGUGACAAAGGAAGAUCCCACCAGCCCAAAGUUGUACCACAUCAUUCUCAGGCCUGGCAGUUGGCUCAUGCCAUCACCUCCUCCUAACCAAUCAGAAAGCUGGAUUCAGAGCUGCAGGGUGUUGCCUGUACGCUGGCGCAGGCACACUGCUCAUCAGACAGAUUGUACAAAUGAAAAAGAGGAGCGUGUGUAUAAAGUCGUGGAGUGGAUCCCUGCAGUGUCCACACUCUAUAACCUUGGCACUGCUGUUUAUUAUGCCUCUAUGAGCUGCUCAGAAACAGCAAAAGAAAGAGCCUUGAUGAGCACUGUGGAUCUGGGAACCGACGCUAUCGUAGCAGCUACAGGCGGCACAGCUGGCAUAGCCGGGUAUGCCCUGGGGGCAGGGAUAAAAACAAGCAUAAAAGCCGGAGUUCGAUAUCUGCUGAACAGAAUGAAUCAGGAGGAAGACCUGCUCAUGAACCAAAACAGCUGGGAGGACGGAACCAUUAUUUUUCAAUAA
This is a messenger RNA of Neoarius graeffei (lesser salmon catfish), 1569 nucleotides long. RefSeq names its product apolipoprotein F (gene apof). The coding region runs from base 301 to 1569 and encodes 422 amino acids. Lineage: Eukaryota; Metazoa; Chordata; Actinopteri; Siluriformes; Ariidae. The transcript is spliced from 2 exons. The record is from RefSeq and is a predicted model, not a curated record. Gene Ontology annotation, biological process: cholesterol metabolic process.